Messenger RNA from Columba livia (rock pigeon), 1778 nucleotides. It is a transcript of the gene SDCBP, whose product is annotated as syndecan binding protein. Lineage: Eukaryota; Metazoa; Chordata; Aves; Columbiformes; Columbidae. The transcript has 9 exons. The record is from RefSeq and is a predicted model, not a curated record. Gene Ontology annotation, cellular component: plasma membrane; cytoplasm. Gene Ontology annotation, molecular function: syndecan binding. The coding region runs from base 226 to 1119 and encodes 297 amino acids. Gene Ontology annotation, biological process: positive regulation of transforming growth factor beta receptor signaling pathway.
GUUUUCAGCCACACCCUCCCUUCCCCUGCUCUGGCCAGUACUGGUGCUUGUGAGAUCUUUCUGUUGCUGGUUUGGCUCUCUAACCCAGCAGAAAAAAACAUCCCUGUUUUUUGGUGGAUUUGAUUUCUGCUGCUCCACCGAGCUAAGCUGUCCCAUGGAAAAGCUGGACAAGUGCUGGGACUGGCUGCCAACAGGAGAAAGAGACUGGAGUGAGACUGCAUCAAAAUGUCUCUCUAUCCUUCCCUGGAAGAUCUGAAGGUGGACAAAGUUAUUCAGGCUCAGACUGCAUUUUCUUCAAAUCCAGCUAAUCCAGCAAUCUUGUCUGAGGCUUCUGCUCCCAUUCCUCAUGAUGGAGGCUUGUACCCCAGACUGUAUCCGGAACUUUCCCAGUAUAUGGGCCUGAGCCUCAGUGAGGAAGAAGUGCAGAGAAACCUGCCAGUGGCAGCAGCUGCUCAGCCACAGGGUCAACUGGUAACACGACCUUCUACUAAUUACAUGGUAGCUCCGGUGACAGGAAAUGAUAUUGGAAUUCGCAGAGCAGAGAUUAAGCAAGGCAUCCGCGAAGCAAUUUUAUGUAAAGAUCAAGAUGGCAAAAUUGGACUUCGCCUUAAGUCUGUUGACAAUGGUAUAUUUGUCCAGUUAGUUCAGGCAAACUCUCCAGCAUCCCUCGCUGGUCUGCGGUUUGGAGACCAAGUUCUGCAGAUCAAUGGUGAAAACUGCGCAGGAUGGAGUUCUGAUAAAGCGCAUAAAGUGCUGAAACAGGCUUCUGGAGAAAGGAUUUCCAUGAUCAUUCGGGACAGGCCUUUUGAACGAAUUAUUACUAUGCAUAAGGACAGCACAGGACAUGUUGGUUUCAUAUUCAAGAAUGGAAAAAUAACCUCAAUAGUGAAAGAUAGUUCUGCUGCAAGAAAUGGGCUUCUUACAGAGCACAACAUCUGUGAAAUCAACGGCCAGAAUGUAAUUGGAUUGAAGGACCCCCAGAUUGCAGACAUCUUGGCAACAGCUGGAAACGUAGUGACCAUUACUGUCAUGCCUUCCAGUAUUUAUGAGUAUAUAAUAAAGAGGAUGGCAACUAGCAUUAUGAAAAGCCUGAUGGAUCACUCCAUUCCUGAAGUGUAAACCUGCAUCGUGUAUGUGUGUGCACGUAUAUAUCAUGAUGAUUCCACUAAACUUGGGCUAUUAUACUCAGUGAUUUCUUUCUUCUGCACAUGAGCCUUUCUGGAGGCUGAGAAAAGAUAUGCUGCAUCAAGCAUUUGCAUCUAUAAUGGCUGGGAAUGUUACAGUUCAACAUAUCUUGUUCAUUCACAAACUGUAAAACUUGUCGCCUUACAUGCUUGACAAAUGUGAAAUUCCAAUUGUUAUGACUUUUCGUAGGUCUUUUAUUUAGUUUACUACUACUAUAAGCCAUUGCGACUAAAGGAACCAGAUAUCACUUGCAAAGUUACGUGUUGUUACCUGGAACAAUGCUGUGCUUUGUAUGUUUAAGACAAAUAAGUAUUUUUACUGCUUUCUGUUUGCAAGGGUAGAUUUGAAGUAGCGUAUUAGAAGUAUGGCUAGUACUAGUUAAUUUUUCGUUCUAGUAAAUACUGUUUACACAAGAAUGCCAGCUAAGCUGAAUAUAGCUAAAGGCAUCAUUCAGUAAGCAUAUUAAAAAGUAGUGUACAGAUACUCAAAUCUUUUUAUUACUUGUUAUACAAAUUGUAACUAAUAUGCUUAUCUCUCGCCUUAACCAUGUUCUUAAGAAUUCAGAAAUAACCAAAUAAAUGACUGAACCUUUA